Messenger RNA from Leptinotarsa decemlineata (Colorado potato beetle), 1289 nucleotides. RefSeq names its product ADP-ribosylhydrolase ARH3. The record is from RefSeq and is a predicted model, not a curated record. Lineage: Eukaryota; Metazoa; Arthropoda; Insecta; Coleoptera; Chrysomelidae. Gene Ontology annotation, cellular component: nucleus; mitochondrion.
GAGACGAAGAACUGACGACGGUCAAAAUAAUUAAUUGAAGUUAUGUAAAUUGUAAAUAUAAAUAUAAAUAUAACGAAAAAAUAGCACUGCAUAUUGUGUCUGCAUGUCUUCGAUUAUAAAAACUAUCAAAAUGGCAACUUUGGAAAGUUCCGUAUUACAAAGUAAAUUCAGAGGCAGUUUGUUGGGAUCCCUAAUAGGGGAUUGCACGGGAUCCCCUUAUGAAGGAGAUACAUUUACUAAUGGUGAUAAAAUCAUUCUUCAGCGGUAUUUUGACAAAUUAGAGGAACCAAAUUUCAAAGCACCUUUCAAACCAUACACAGAUGACACAGCUAUGAUGAAAUCAGUAGCAAAAUUCCUAAUCGAUAAACCAGAACCAGAUUAUAAAUUUCUCGCAAAGUUAUUUGUUAAUGAAUAUUUUAAGCAACCAAAACGAGGUUAUGGUGAAAAUGUAGUGGAUGUUUUCCAUAAAUUGAGAAACAGCAAAUUUGAAGAUGUGUUUAAGCCAGCUAGGGAACAAUUUCUAGGAAGUGGAUCUUAUGGAAACGGCGGAGCAAUGCGUAUUGCUCCUAUUGCCUUGUAUUGUCACAGCAACUACAAAACUAUGCUGGAGAUAGCUGCAAAUGCUACAAAAUUAACUCACACAAAUAUUCUUGGAGUAAAUGGCGCUUUACUGCAAUGUAUAGCAAUCCAUCAAGCACUAGAACAUCACCCUGAAGAAAAAAUUGACCCCAAAAGAUUUUGUUUGGAGCUUUACCUUAAAAUGAAGAAAAUUGAAAAGACUGAUGAAGAGGAUGUUGAAGACGCUGACCCAGCUUUAACAGCUUACCAAGAGAAACUAAAAGUGGUUGAACACUUAUUAGGGAAACGGAUUGACACUGAUUUGGAUGAAGAAGUAAUAUUCUGUUUAGGCAACGGAAUAAGCAGUUAUGAAUCUGUUCCCACAGCCAUCUAUUGUUUUUUAAGAGCUCAAAGUGAAAUCCCUCACAUAAAGACGGAUAAUGUGUUUAGACGUACCAUUCAAUAUGCUAUCAGUCUUGGUGGAGAUACAGAUACGAUAGCUUGCAUGGCUGGUGCUAUAGCAGGUGCUCAUUUAGGAGAAGAAGCCAUAAACGCUGAUUUAGCCAGGCAUUGUGAGUUUUCAAAGGAAAUCAUUGAAGUCGCUGAUAAUUUGUUUAUGACUAGAGCAGUGAGCCCAACAACCUCAUGAGAUAUUCAAUAUAUAUAACCCUAAGAAAAUAUUGGGAUGUUCCAUUUUUAAUAAAUGUUUAUAAAUAUUAUUUUGAGAACAA